GAUUUAUUUCCGCAAGCCGCUACUAGAUGGCUCUAGUUUUCCUGCUAAUGAUGCCAUUAUCAUCAUCGCCGUAUUCGGCACUCGGCCUCAAACCGCAACUUUAUUCCGGACUUUGACGAAGCGGCGCUCAAGGGCUUGAGGGCUCAAGGAUUGUGGCUCAAGUGCCAAUGACCGUUCUCCUGGCACGACAUUCUCUAAACUGCGAUUGAAUCUGACAGCGUCAGCUGCUCAGUUGUUUUCAAAGCUGACGGAUGGUACGAUAUUUGGCUGUGGCGCCACAGUGGAUGUGGGCAGUAGAAAUACGACGCACAUCAAGAUCCCGAGGGAGUGCUGCUCAUGAUUACCAGUAGACGAGAAAUAUCACCCACGGCUUUUUUUUUUUUUUACCGUACUCGAUAUUUUCAGGUUGUGCCACGCUGGUGUAAAGCCACGGGACAUCUCGCAUGCAUGGCACAAUUGGCGCUUCAUCUUUUGAAAGCUAUGAACCAACUAGCCACAUAACGUGUUCUACUGCAGCGGAAUGUAUCUUUAACCUAAACGAUUACUGUUGCUCUUUGCCGUUUCUAUAUGGUUUAACGCUGCGGCAGUAUUAUAUUUGUUUUCUCUCGGCCACAAAUCUUUUCCUUUUUAGCGACAUUCAUAAAGAACGCGGAAUUUUCGUCGCGGCUCGACAAAGAGUGCUUACAACAUUUUCAGUGCAUUAGAGACACUAAGACUUUAACGCUUGCUCUCAGCGUCUGAAGUCACAUGCGCUCAGAGUACGAAGUUGUAAACGAUAAACAGCAUCUAUAACGCGAAAAGGAAACAAUUGGCAACGCAACUCUGCUCUCGAUCUACCCUUGAAAUGUUUUUUUUUUUUCGCAACAUUGUUCUUUUUUCGUUUGUUGAAGCAAUGCGCAUGAGCACGCCGGGCUGAGUAUAUCUAUAUUUGAUAAAAACAAAUAGGCAGCAUAUCUCAGUUUAUUUCCCUCGGCGACUGCCGCGAACGUCACAUGGCAUAUUAAAGUUCCGUGACGCACCACGUGAGCGACGGACAUACUAGCCCGAUGCAUAACAUGCACUGCUAUGGCGUCGAUACACUGGAAGUUUUAUUUCUGAGUCGGAAGCUGCACUCCAUGGCACUCCACCGGGAACGGGGGCAGGGAUGCUGGACUAGUAUUCCUUGAUGGGCCGACUCCAGGAAAACUGUAAGUGCCGAGCAAGUGGUGUGGAAGCGUAAGCAGCAUCAUCAGGUGGUUACGUCGGGGGCGUGGUCCGGAAUGACGAUCGAAGUAAGUGGUGCGAAAAAGCUUAUGCGCCCUCUAAAAUGUCCGUCUUGAUAGAAAUUCUUAUUGAGAAUCCUGGGUGCGCAAGUUGGCUUAGUAUUUUUGCUGUUUGUUAGUUGACGAACUACGCAAGGGCACUCGCUGAACCUCGAAGCUGGCCAAGAAACCAGCACCUCUGUUAUGGCUGAAGGAUUCCCUGGUAUUGAACAUGACACGACCGAUGUUGCUGUACACGAAGAUGAAGAGCCCACUGGCGAAGACGGCGACGAGCGUCUGACCCUGUCGGACGACAUCGCGAAGAGUAUAUUAGAGUCUGAAGAGUGGCCCUCCUACGUAGAAAGACUGCGACAGGCCGGCGACGACGAUGAAAACACCGAAGGGCUGCUGCUGGCAGAAAGGUUCGGCCGACAGUACCCGCUCUGGAACGCCAAUCAGCGUAUUCUGGACGACGUCGAUCCACCACUUCCAACGGGCUGCCUCGACGUUGAGGCAAGCCUGCCUUCUCCGUGCCUGACAGAGGACGAUCCGCUGCCGGCGCCAUCGAACAACAGCUUCCGGGCUGACGACGCGAGCUCCCCUAACUCUUUACUGCUACAACACGGCUCGCGUAAGAGCGUUUCAGACUGUCGUGAAGCGACGUCGUUCACGCCUGACCACUACAGUAGGUCAUCCUCCAGGUCUGCGUUCCUGACGUCUCCGUUCAAGCUCCCCCAAAAACUCGAUAUCAUCGAAGAAAACAAGGCCAGUCGAGAACGAAAGCAAUCGUCGUCAUCCAAGCCACUCGGAACCCCUGGAUCCUCCGCAUUGCGGUUUCUGUUAGGACGAUCGGGAAGCCGGAAUGCUGAAUCAAGUUCAUGCGCCAAGGGCCCGAUAACGUCGAAGAACUCAAAAGAGUGGUCGCCUGAGAUUGAGCAGUUGCGCGCUGCUCUGAUUAGUUCGGGAUCUUCUGGCGAGGGCGACUUGUUCAAGUCUUCCUUUCGCAUAAGCAAGAGUGGCAGCUCCAUCUUGGCUUUGGAGCGAAUAUUUCUGGAAGUCGUUGAAGCAUCAAGCCAACACCAACUGUGCUUGGCGCAGAUUCAAGGAGACAUUCGGUGCGGGCUGCCAUCGGCCACAGUCGGAGAUGAUUCCAGCGCGUUCCGCCGCGCAGUAGUAGCCUCAAGUGCCAAGAGCAAGGGACUUCCCCUGCAGCGCCUCGGAAGAGGAGCAUUCGGCAGGGUUUUCGGAGUUCAGAUCAAAGGGCGCCUAGUGGCCGUCAAGGACGUGCGCAACGUUGACGAGCCCAGCGAGCGGAACGCGUCGCAGCUCGUGCACCGGCACGUGGUCCGCACCCUGUGCGUGGCGCCGCUGGAGCCGCGCCGCUUCCUGGUGGUGAUGGAAUACGGGGGCCCGCACACUCUCCAGCAUCUGUUGGACGAGCGGGGCCCGUUGCUCACCUUCGACGUCUGCCGAUUUGGCCGCCAGCUCGCUUCUGCGCUUCACUACUGCCACCGGAACAACGUGUUGCACCUGGACGUCAAGCCAAGCAACGUGCUGGUUCACAAUGGAGACUGCAAGCUGGCCGACUUCGGGAGCAGCGCGACCCGCGGUUCCCAGCCCAAGGUUUGCGGAACAGUGCAGUACAUGGCUCCAGAAGUCCUCUUGGGCCAGCGGCCGGAGUUCAGCGCCGAUGUCUACUCGCUAGGCGUUGUCCUCUGGCAGAUGCAGUCCGGCGUGAGGCCCUUCGAUGGCCUUCAUCAGCACGCUGUUAUGUUUCAGGUGGUGCGCCUGCGAGUAAGACCGAGUUUCGCGGAAAAUGACGGGGCGGCCGAGCUUCGGGAUUUGGUGGAACGCUGCUGGAGCCACGAGUGCGAAGAGCGUCCCAGCGUGGGCGCUGUGCUUUUGGAGCUCGGCGCGCUUCACAAGGCGACACUCAAGAGUCGCUCUCGGCUCCAGUGACCAGUGCUGAACCUUUCCCAACCACUGCUUCGCCGAUCCAGUUCUCUCAAAACAACGCGGCAGUAUUGAGGCACACCGCUGAUACGAAAUGCGUCGACGAGGUCGAAAUGCUGCUCGGUGAAAGUGCCUAUGUCGUCGCAUUUGAAUGCCUGUCGAGCACAUAUGUGCUUAACGAACUGCACUUCCGGCCACUCGUCGCCCGAUAUUCGCCUCGUCUGGUGGCGUGUAAAAAUCCAAUGGCAACCUGCAGCUUUUACAAGCAGUUUGUGUAGCCGUCCCAAUAGCACGUGCGUUGCUUAUCGCUGAAAAAGGAACUGGAUAUCCAGCAUGCGUGAUCUGCUGAAGACAUUUCUGCCUCACUGGGAGUGACGUCGUGCCAGGCUAACAGGGCAUUAACUGAUGUGCCCCUGGAGUGUCAAUUUUUUAGAGGCUUAAGCUGGCGUUUUCUAACCCUGAAGAAACAUGGGAUUACGCAAGGAGUGCACUUUGUUUCCUCAGUGAAAAAAUUCUGCCAAUCCAUACUGCCGACCAUGCAGUGGCGUUAACUUAUAACCACCCUAAAUGGGUCACAGCUGCGAGUAGCCAGCCUACAUUACGAAACAGUGCCAGUAACCUCGAUGCGCGGUGGACAAACGCCAAUGUGUAUCCGCCGUGCAGUAUUUAAUUGUUGAACGCGAUAAAUGGACGCCGAAUAUCAUACUCAUAUUUUAUAUUGACUUUCUUUCGCUUCAUCAGAACGUUCAUCACGCUUUUAAUUUAAGACACCUUUCUUGGACACUGCAUAUCGUGUUCCAUGUUGGUAUUAAUCUACGGAUUAUCGCGCCCAUCACGUGAUGCACCUACCCUCUCCGCCAGCACACUCACGCCUGAACUCUUUCGCUGCAAAUCGUGAAGCUGUGGUGAAGUUUGUUGCAACGGUGUGCACCUCAUCUGUCUACUCAUCCGCUGGUGUGUCGCUCUCAUUUGGUAAUGGCAUGGGCAUGAACCCUUUCUAAGUUGCGAUUUUGUCAUGCGGUGCAUGAGCGCGUUGAUUUAUACUGUUGCCCGUGUUACCAACAGCGAGAAACUACUGCACGUGUUUUUAGUCUUGACGCAUGUCGUGAAUAAACUCUGUACCCGUAUCCUA
This is a messenger RNA of Dermacentor andersoni, 4326 nucleotides long. It is a transcript of the gene Mos, whose product is annotated as proto-oncogene serine/threonine-protein kinase mos. The record is from RefSeq and is a predicted model, not a curated record. Gene Ontology annotation, molecular function: ATP binding; protein serine/threonine kinase activity. NCBI's taxonomy places the organism in Eukaryota, Metazoa, Arthropoda, Arachnida, Ixodida, Ixodidae. Gene Ontology annotation, biological process: protein phosphorylation.